AUGGUGGAUGAAGUCACCAACAUGAAGGAUGACGUCAUCAACGCCAACACGCUGGCCUGGCUGGUCUGCUCAGGCGUGUCCAUCCUGGCCAACACCUGGAGCAUCCUGAGCGUCAGUGCGAAGCAGAAGAAGUGGAAGCCGCUGGAGUUCCUCAUCUGCACGUUGGCCGGGACGCACAUCCUCAACAUGGCCAUCCCCAUCACCAUGUACUGCGUGAUCACCCUCCGCCGUCAGCAUUCCAACUACGAGUGGAACGAGGGGCUAUGCAAGGUCUUCGUGUCCACGUUCUACACUCUGACGCUGGUUACGUGCUUCUCCGUCACGUCCCUGUCCUAUCACCGCAUGUGGAUGGUGCGCUGGCCCGUCAACUACAGAUUGAGCAACACCAAGAAGCAAGCGGUGCACACGGUCAUGGGCAUCUGGAUGGUGUCCUUCAUUCUGUCCACUCUGCCGGCGGUGGGCUGGCACGACACCAUGAACCGCUUCUACACGUCGGACUGUCGCUUCAUCGUCACGGAGAUCGGCCUGGGCUUCGGCGUGUGCUUCCUCCUGCUGAUAGGGGGCAGCGUGGCCAUGGGGGUCAUCUGCAUCGGCAUCGCCCUGUUCCAGACCUUCUCCAUCCAGGCCGGACACAAGGCAGACAAGAACAAGUUCAACGUGCCGACCAUCGUGGUAGAGGACGCUCAGGGCAAACGCCGGUCCUCUAUAGACGGGUCAGAACCGCUCAAGACCUCUCUGCAGAUCACAUACUUGAUCAGUGGCAUCGUCUUCAUCUACGACUUCCUCACCGGCUUCCCCAUUCUGGUGGUCAGCUUCACCAGCCUGAAGUUCGACCGCUCGUACAACUGGAUGGUGCUGUGCGUGCUCUGGUGCUCCAUCGUCCAGUCCAUCCUGCUGCCCAUGUUCCUCUGGGCCUGUGACCGUUACCGUGCCGACCUGCGCAUGGUGUGGGACAAGUGCGUGGCCAUCAUGUCCAACGACGACGUGGACGAAGAACACAGCCAAGACGGAGGGAUUCAUGCCGACUUAAUAUAUGACAGACCCUUUGAAUAUAACGCGGCGCCCGAAAUGGUGGCAGUAGACCGCAAUGCCAAGUAUGAGUUCUCAACCUUAGAAAGGGGGGUGUCCCAAGGGUAUCCAGUGAGGGAACAACAGGAAGAUAAAAUGCAGUAUUUGCAGGGUUCAGGCCCGCCUCACCCUUGUUGUCAUUGCACACAGCGCGUCCAUUUGGUGCCGCCUACAAGAAGAUACUCCCACGACGAGACCGACAUGUGGACCAUGGACCGGAUCCCCUCCUACCUGCAGCGCUGGGGCUCUACCGAGGACAUGAUAGUGAGUGCGCACUACAGCUGCACCUUGCCACACCGGCACGAGAGGCGCAGGAACAGCCUGGCGACCUACCACGAGGAGAGCCAGCACCCGCACCGCAAACGCCGGCGCUCUGAGGACGCGUCGCUCCGGCACCUGCCCCGCGUCCUGUACAGCGGCGAGUACUACGGGGACGAGCUGCGCUGCUUUAGCCGCGACGAGGUCAUCAACUUCAUCGACGAGACGCCCAUUCCGAGCCCGAGGAAGAGCCCCCGCCGAGCCUCCGCCGUUCUCUACAUCCCCAACGUGUACGACCACCACGCCGUCCUGCCGCACUUCCCCCUCACGGACUUCGAGCGCGAGCCGCAAGCGCUGAGGCGGGACCACCACAAACGGACCGGCAGCCGCGGUAGCUCCCCGGAGUGCUCCCCAAAACCCGCGGCGAGGAGAAGUGUGAAAGGGGAGGAGCAGGAGGCGAGAGGAGAGAGAACGUCACCUGGCAGAGCGCGCCACUCCUCUCCCGGUGGCAGCGGCGGCGGCAGACGACCCAGGACUGGCAGCAACGCACGGGCUGGAUGCGCAGCGGCGGCGAUAGCGGCGAACUCGGAGCACAAGAACUUAAAGAAAGCGGAGAGUAAAGGCAGCUCGAACAGUUUUGUAAGCACGCCGUCCGCCUCGUCUUCAGGGUACAUCACGUUUCAGUCGGACUCCGCUUCCUAG
This is a messenger RNA of Knipowitschia caucasica, 2028 nucleotides long. NCBI's taxonomy places the organism in Eukaryota, Metazoa, Chordata, Actinopteri, Gobiiformes, Gobiidae. The record is from the annotation of a GenBank genome assembly.